Lacerta agilis (Sand lizard) is the source of this 1013-nucleotide messenger RNA. Its product is annotated as phytanoyl-CoA dioxygenase, peroxisomal-like. The record is from RefSeq and is a predicted model, not a curated record. Gene Ontology annotation, molecular function: phytanoyl-CoA dioxygenase activity. Gene Ontology annotation, biological process: fatty acid alpha-oxidation. Lineage: Eukaryota; Metazoa; Chordata; Lepidosauria; Squamata; Lacertidae.
AAAUGAGUUCAUGAAGAUCUGCAGACAGGAAGUGAUCAUCCCUGGUCUGACGGUCAUGAGAGAUGUUUCAGUUUCCAAGUCGGAGUUUGUUCUAGAUCAGAAAACAGUUUACAAAAUACAGGAUUUCCAGCAACAUGAGAAACUCUUCAGAUAUUGUAGAUUGCCUCAGAUAUUGAAAUAUGUCGAAUGCUUCACCGGACCAAACAUCAUGGCUAUGCACGCCAUGUUGAUAAAUAAGCCUCCGGAUUCUGGAAAGAAAACCUCUCGCCAACCAAUGCACCAGGAUUUGCACUAUUUCCCAUUCCGGCCUGCAGAUCGCAUUGUUUGUGCCUGGACUGCCAUGGAGAAGAUUGAUCGCAGAAAUGGAUGCCUGGCAGUUUGGCCAGGAAGUCAUAAGGGGUCUCUGAAACAGCACAAUUAUCCUGAAUGGGAGGGUGGUGUAAACAAGAUGUACCAUGGAGUGUGUGAUUAUGAUAAAACUAUUCCAAGGGUUCAUCUUGCUGUGGAGAAAGGAGACACAGCAUUCUUCCAUCCCUUGCUAAUCCAUGGCUCUGGAAUGAACAAGACUGAAGGGUUUCGUAAGACAAUUUCUUGUCAUUAUGCAAGUUCUGACUGCCACUAUAUUGACAUGAAAGGUACAAUUCAAGAGAACAUGGAGAAAGAAGCAGUAGAAGCUGCAAGAGCAAAAUAUGGUACAGACUCACCUAUCACCUUGAUGGAUAUUUGGAUCAUGCGAAGUCGUCUUGUUAAAGGAGAGCGAAUAAAUUUAUAGAAUCUUAUCCAGAUGCCACAGACUUAAAAAUGAUGUGCUGGCUUCCUGAACUGGGUGAAACCAUGAUCCUUUGGUUGGAUGUGUUCAGAAUUUUCUUGCACUGAAUAUUUUUCAAUGACUAUGCAGUAAAACAGUUCUGAGGGAUGUUUAUAUUUGAUCAUGAUGCUUAGGUGAGGGACAUCUACUUGGAAACGUCUACUGUUCUGAGUAAACAAUAUUCUUAAGUUCAAGAAUAGUUUUA